Messenger RNA from Polypterus senegalus (gray bichir), 2518 nucleotides. RefSeq lists its product as uncharacterized. NCBI's taxonomy places the organism in Eukaryota, Metazoa, Chordata, Cladistia, Polypteriformes, Polypteridae. The record is from RefSeq and is a predicted model, not a curated record. The transcript is spliced from 10 exons. Bases 57 to 1802 code for a protein of 581 amino acids.
GCAAACUGCCUUCCUGGAGGAUUCAAGUCAUAGAUCUUACCCCGUACUGAGCUAAAAUGAACGAUUCAAAGUCUAGAAUUCAAGGAGGAGCGGUGAGGUUCGGUGCCACAUAUUCCGGCAACCGAAUCUUCUCUGGCAGCCGGACUGGAGGAGGAGGAGGUGCUGCUGCCUUUGGGGUCUCAAGAGCAUUAGGGGCUGGAGCGGGAGCAGGAUCUGGACUUGGCCUCAGAGGAGGCCUUGCCCUUGGUGGAAUGGGUGGUGGCUUUGGUUUUGGAGGAUUAGGUCUGGGAGCAGGGGGUCUUGGCCUUGGCAUUGGAUUGGGAUCAGCAGGUGCCCUUAGUGGCCGAAUGGCUAGUAUGAGAGCAGGAAUUGCCCCACUGAAGGCUCGUCUUGGAGGGCGUAGUUUUAAAAUAGGCAGCUACGGCUUUUCUCCAUCUUUUCUUGUCACUUCAAGAACAGUCGAGACAGGAAUCUCCGACAUCCCUUCCAUAGACCCCUCUUUGCCAUCUGUGGAUGCAGUCCAAGUUACUCGGCUGAAAGAGAAAGAGGAGCUGCAGUUUCUGAAUGAUAAGCUUGCAUCUUUUAUUGACAAGGUCCGAAACUUAGAACAACAGAAUGCCAUCCUUAAGGCUCAGAUCACAAUGUUCACCAACCCUGAGCAGGCAGGAGCAGGCAACUCCACCAUAAUUGUGACAUCAGCCAUUGGAGCCUUCAAAGGACAGAUUGACAACCUGACAGCCACAAAGGAGGCAAUGGCUGCUGAGAUCAAUCACUUAAAGGGAGUGAUUGAAGAUGUCCAAGCCAAGUAUGAAGAAGAGACCUCUGCUACUAAGACUCUGGAGGCUGAAUGGACAACACUGAAGGAGGAAGUGGACACUCUGUACCUUACAAUUUUUGAACUUCAAACUAAAAUAACAGGCAUUGAAGAUCAGAUUGUUCUUUCCAAGCAGUUAUACGACUCUAAAGUCAAGGAAGUUAGAAGUAUUGUAACUGGAGGUAUGAAGGCUGCAUUCUCCAUCUCAGUCGAUAAUGCCGCCCAGGCUUUGGACCUAACAACAGCUUUGAGUGACGUAAAGGCUCAUUAUGAGGCCUUAGCAGAGCGAAGCAAGCAGGAGUCCUUCACAGCCGUGCAAAACAAGAUCACAAUGGCAUCAGGAGCUUCACGGCCUAACGUUCAAGCCCUCACUUCAAUAAAAGAAGAACUCCGACUUUACAAGCUGCAGAUUGACUCCAUCCAACGAGAGAUUGAUCGAGUGAAGAAUGCGAACUUGCAGUUGGAGUCUCAAGUAUCAGAUGCAGAGGUAAAUGCAAACAGCCACACUGACCAGUAUCAAGAUCAAGUAAACACACUGAAAGCACAACUGGAUGAUCUCAGAAAACAAAUUGCUCACUAUGGGCAAGAAUACCAGGAGCUGCUGGCUAGCAAGAUGGCACUGGAAGUGGAGAUCACAGCAUACAAAAAGCUUUUGGACAGUGAGGAUGCCAGGCUGAACUCUGGUGGUGGAAUUACAGUUCAUAUGUCUAAGACCACUGUUAGUGGAGGUGGAGGAGCAGGGGCCGGAGCUGGUCUUGGAGGAGGACUCGGCCUGGGCUUAGGAAUUGGAGGAGGUCUUGGAGGAGGCCUUGGAAGUGGCCUUGGAAGUGGCCUUGGAAGUGGCCUAAGUGGAGGCCUGGGAAGUGGUCUUGCUCUUAGUCUAGGUGGAGGUAGCUUCGGAAUGGGUGGUGGAGGCGGCAGCAGCAGCAGCAGCACUUUCACUUCCAGCCUUAAUGCCAGCUCUCUUUCAUCCUCCGCAGUCUACUGAAAAAUACCUGAAAUCAAGCAAACUGAGAGAACUUUUAAAUCAUCUACUUUUCCCACUGACUCGAUGACCUCAUUUCUGGCAAGCAGUGCAAAAUGGGACAAUGGCCUAAAUGGAAAUGCUCUCUUCCUUUGUGGAGUAAACUUCUAGUCAUCCUGCCUUUACAAAAAAAAUAAAAAUAAAUGGGAUUAUUCUCAUACAUAAGUCACAUUUAGCUAUGAAAGCAUCUGUACUCAAAAAGAUUUUUUUUUCCUGUCGAUGCUUUCUGAUGAGUGUUUCUGCAUUUGUCUCCCUUUCUGAUGUUUCUGCUUUUGUCAAAACCCCUGAGCAGUGAGAAGAAUACCAGACAGCUCAAAAUGUCGGCUCCAUAAAAGUAACGCAUUUGAUUUUAAAACAGGACUCAUUUCUAAUACAAGCUUGUUAACAUCAAAUAGCAUGUCAUUGUUCAAUAAAUUACAGAAAAAUUAAGAAGCUGCAUUCAUGCUCACAAUACUGGCUGUAAGCUCCGUGUUCAAACAUCAACGUGAUAAACAGAAUGGUCUGAGGUCACUUUUUUUUUUUUUUUAUGAGAGAAAUCUAUGUGGAGAGUAAUGUGAAAAAAAAUCCCACUCUAGGACUUGACCCGGAAAGAAGAGUUCAGAAUGUAAGGAGUUGAAUCCAGUGUGACUGUGUCCAGUGUUUUGUGAUGCACAAUAAAUACACACCAUUGCUCACCCUUA